AUGAUGAAGGAGGGCAGGACUAGGCCCUACUAUGGGGAAACAUCCCUAAAGUCCUCGGAGCCUCCAUUCAACAAAGAGAUCACGGAAGCUCCAUUGCCCAGUAGAUUCAAGAUGCCUGCCUUUGAGAGAUACGAAGGUUCAUCUGACCCCAUUGAUCACCUAGAUAAUUUCAAAAUGUUAAUGCAGUUGCAAAGGGCUCCUAACGCCAUCAUGUGCCGAGCGUUUGCUACCACCCUUAAGGGUACCGCCAGAGACUGGUAUCGAACUCUUCGACCAGGAUCUAUUGGUUCCUUCCAAGAGAUGGAGCAAAUGUUCACCGGUCACUUCCUUAGUAGCUGGAGAGUUGCUAAAACAACAGGCCAUUUAAUGAGUAUAGUGCAAGGGGACCAGGAAACUCUAAAGAACUUCAUGCACCGGUUCAACACAGCAACCCUAGAAAUCCGCAACUUGGAUAUGGGGGUAGCUUUGGCCGCCUUGACAACGGCUCUUCAACCCGGAAGCUUCUUACACUCCCUAGGGAAAAAACCACCGGUGGACAUGGGGGAGUUAAUGAUCCAAGCAGAGAAAUACAUAAACCUGGAGGAGAUGAUGGAUACGAGAGGAAAUCGCAUAGAGCGAAAAAGGGGAAACAAUAACAGAGAAUCUGGAGACACCUGUAGAUCUGUAAAAAGGCAUGAAACUAGUGCACUGCAAAAGGGUCAAAAGAUGAGAGGACAGCAUGACAAGAGGGGGCAUCUGUCAAAGUUUAUCAAGAAAGAAAAUCCAGAAAGGGAACCACUCGAGCAAAGAAGGCAUGGCGCAAAAGAGAAGGAAGAGCAGGUCAUUGGGGAGAUUACGGUGAUCUUCGGAGGAUCCGCCAGUGGAGAAGACAGCGGGAGUGCACGCAAAAGAUAUGCUAAGCAAGUGCUGACGAUGGAGAAGGGGGAAACCAGUAGCAAACGAAACAGGAGAGAUGACGUCGUAACCUUUGACAGCGGAGACGAACAAGGAGUGCAGCAACUGCAUGAUGAUGCACUAGUGCUCUCCUUGCUCGUGACAAACUACAUGGUCAGACGCAUACUGAUAGACAACGGGAGCUCGGCCAACAUUAUGUUCUGGUUGGUUUUGGUCGGGAUGAAAAUCGGCAAGGAGCGACUGAAGCCCGUCUCGACCCCCUUGGUAGGAUUUGGAGGAGACACCGUUCACCCCUUGGGAAAAAUCACGUUACCGGUAACAAUAGGGACGACCCCGCAGCAGGUAACGAUGUUGACAGAAUUCCUAGUGGUUGACCGACCUUCGGUAUACAAUGUCAUCUUGGGUCGCCCUUUCCUUAACGCAGUUCGGGCGGUAACGUCAACAUACCACCUCAGAGUUAAAUUCCCUACACCACAAGGGAUAGGAUCUGCCAAGGGAGAUCAGGUCGUCGCUUGGAGUUGCUAUGUAAUGGCCUUGAAAGGGAAAGUGGAGGCUAAAGAAGCUCUAACGGUCGAAGAUCUAGAAGUCAGAGGAGAGUAUCCCCAGAUCAGUACGUUACACGAAGAUAUCAAACACAUACCACUGCGAGGCCACCAGGAGAGAAGUAUACAGAUCGGGAAUCACUUGCCCGACACCUUGAAAGCGGAGUUGACUAAACUUUUGGACGAAUUCUCUGAUUUGUUCCAUUGGUCGGCCGCAUACAUGCCCGGCAUCGACCCUGCUGUGAUAGAGCACAGAUUGCAGGUCAACCCCAACCACUGA
Malania oleifera is the source of this 1716-nucleotide messenger RNA. RefSeq lists its product as uncharacterized. The record is from RefSeq and is a predicted model, not a curated record. The transcript is spliced from 2 exons. Lineage: Eukaryota; Viridiplantae; Streptophyta; Magnoliopsida; Santalales; Ximeniaceae. Bases 1 to 1716 code for a protein of 571 amino acids.